AUGAUCCCCAGUGACACUCCUCCACUCGUUGAUAUUGCCAUUGGUGAUUGGCACCACGAAGCCAUCCAGGUUCGACAAGCGGCAUCUACUUUUCUGUAUAACUACGCGCUGUUGAAGAACAAGCAUAACCAUGACAUGGCAGAUGAUGCAGUGGUUUCAGUCCUUUGUUCUGCAAUGGAAAACUUGACAGAAGAGAAAGAUCCAACCACUUGUUUGUGGCAGCUUGUGUUGUGCGGGCGAUUGGUAUUCCCAGACCGAAUCAAUGUGAACGAAGUGGCAAAAGAGCUCAUACAAGAUCUAGGAUUCGUUGGUAUUUUGCAAGAGUUAACCACUGUUGAUCUGGAGGAGGGAACAACAACAUCCCAUGGGGACACCAUAAGAUGUAACCAACUUGCUUUGGAGCUGAUUGGCAAGUUUCAAGAUGAAACAAGAUAA
Molecule: messenger RNA, 435 nt
Organism: Cylindrotheca closterium
Lineage: Eukaryota; Bacillariophyta; Bacillariophyceae; Bacillariales; Bacillariaceae
Source: the annotation of a GenBank genome assembly